AUGUAAACAGCCGUGGAAGAAAAUACACCCAGUAAAACUUCUGAAAGCGUGCAACAUUUAAGAUUGUAACAUUUAUACAAUACGGAUAUCGGUCAAUAAUACGGAUGUUUUUAGAAUCAAAUCAUUUGAUUCCGACCACCGAAGCCGACAUACUAGUCCUGUCUGCUCUAGACCGCCCCGGUAGCCUCCUCUAGACCGUCCUUCCAGUCCCGCGAUGCCACAGGAGGCUCCAGAAGACGCAGGAGAACCAGUGCUCCCAGUUCUCCGCUCGUUGAACACCGGGAUCCCAGUCAAAGCGGUGUUCGCUAACCACAGCCACCGCGUCGUGCAGCCCAUCUGGAUCGACUACGACGGGAGACCCCAGCAGUACAACGUCAUCCAGCCCGGGACAGGCCGCAAGAUGAACACCUAUGUCGGUCACCCGUGGCUCUUCCGUGAUGCGGACACCGAUGACCCGUUGAGGGUCAACAGCAAAGAGCUGUUCCUGCCUAAGCCAGCGGAGGACGGAAUGCAUUCAUUCGCCAAAAUCACUCUACCAGUCCUGAGUCUGAAGGAGAGAGCUCUGCAGGUGGUCCGGCGGCUGGUCCGCCCUGAGGACUACAGGAGUCUGGAGAUCGGCCGCAGCCUCCACGAAGAUCUGGAGGACCAGCCCAGCGUGCUGAAGGACAUGAGGCUCAUCAUCCAGAGGGUGGAACAGCGCCUCCUAGAGGAUGGGCAGACCAGGAGGCAGGACCCUUAUUAGAGCACUUCUUUAAGGGUCACUGGAGCCUUAGCACACUGACUCGUGAUGCCUGCAGUGUGGAUACUGGAGUCUCCCCUCACUGAAGGCACUGGCCCUUAGAGCACUUCUACUUCUCACCAGGAGCCUGGACCCUUAGAGCACUGCAGUAUGGAUGCUGGAGACCUCUCACCAGAAGGCAGGACUCCUUCAGAACGGCAUUAUGGAUACCCCCAGACUACUGACCAGUGAAUGCUUGCGUCAAGGAUUCAAUGUGAAGCGGGCGCAAUUGAGAAAGUGUAAAUGGCAAUGUCUUGGGGGUAAAUGGCAAUGUCUCAUUUGAAAACCUUGGAGAUAGUAUACCUUCUCUUUCUUUGAAAGAAGUGUCGCUUUUUCAGCUGAACCAUCAUAUUCUAUUCUUGUACCUAUCUCUUUCCUAAAAGGAAAGAUUUGUAUCUAUUCCUCUUUGCCUGCAUACCAAUGUGCUUCAUUAUACGAUCGCAAUAUUGCAAUCAAGCUUUAUUCAUCCAAGGGGCCAUUUGGGGAUUAUUGUAACCAGGAGAAAAAAACGUCCACACUUUAAAUACUUCUAAAUUAUAAAUAUAUAAAAGUAUUCGCAAACAUCUAACCUAAUAAAUAUAUUUUCCCAGCAAACUUCUGAUUUAUCGUCAU
This is a messenger RNA of Gadus chalcogrammus (walleye pollock), 1390 nucleotides long. RefSeq names its product von Hippel-Lindau tumor suppressor (gene vhl). The record is from RefSeq and is a predicted model, not a curated record. Lineage: Eukaryota; Metazoa; Chordata; Actinopteri; Gadiformes; Gadidae. The transcript has 3 exons. The coding region runs from base 215 to 742 and encodes 175 amino acids.